UUAUGUUACGAAGAAUUGGGAACUUCUAUUCCCAAGUCUGGCGGUGACUACGCGUACAUUAACGAAGCCUUUGGACCAUUGCCUGCAUUCCUAUUCCUUUGGGUUGCUUUACUCAUUAUAAUGCCGACGGGGAACGCCAUCGCAGCCCUCACUUUCGCCAAUUAUAUUCUUCAGCCGCUGUUUCCCAACUGCGAUGUCCCGCCAAACGCCGUCAGAUUAAUCGCCGCAAUAGUUAUUUGUUUGCUAACAUUUAUCAACUGCUAUAACGUUAAGUGGGCGACAAAAGUGCAGAAUAUAUUCACUUUCGCCAAAAUAGCUGCCCUGCUUAUUAUUAUAAUCUGCGGU
This is a messenger RNA of Oppiella nova, 345 nucleotides long. The record is from the annotation of a GenBank genome assembly. Lineage: Eukaryota; Metazoa; Arthropoda; Arachnida; Sarcoptiformes; Oppiidae.